AAAACGGCAGAAAUGGCAGCGGAUACGCCAUUUAGUCCGGGCCAGAUUCACCGCGCCACAGCCCCGAGCUCUAGUAUGGGCAGCAAUUCAUCCUUAGGCAGGGAUAAAGCAACGGGUACUGCCAUGAAGACAGGAAGCUCGCUGCAAGAGGAUGUCGUCCAAAGCCAGGCCAUUUUCGUACAGGGCCAUCUUCCGCUAUCGCAGCCACUUUGUUUAGAGUGCGAACGACCAGUGACGCGCCUUACCACGAGCCGUUACAAUCGGAAUGGUAACGCUCGUCGUCCGUACUUGAAAUGUGUACCAUGCGACAAGUUCCAUUCCUUUGCGGACGAGCAAGGAAAUAAUCCUGAGAACCUUAGGUGUCAUUGCGGCGAACCUAGUAGGAAGCAGGUUUCUGGGAUUAAAACCCAAUCGCAAAGAGGUUUACAUUACGUUUGUAGCCUAGGGAACUGCGACUUUUAUCGCGCGGCAAUAGGGCCGAGUGGGCAUCAGGUAUUGUUGGACGAAAGACUCCCAAAUCAAAUGAGGACGCUUGGGUUGGUUUGAAGAACGAUCUAGAUGUAGUUUGGUUGUGCGACUCUCGCGA
This is a messenger RNA of Mytilinidion resinicola, 586 nucleotides long. RefSeq lists its product as uncharacterized. The record is from RefSeq and is a predicted model, not a curated record. The transcript has a single exon. Bases 13 to 546 code for a protein of 177 amino acids. Lineage: Eukaryota; Fungi; Ascomycota; Dothideomycetes; Mytilinidiales; Mytilinidiaceae.